Messenger RNA from Vicia villosa (hairy vetch), 3261 nucleotides. RefSeq lists its product as uncharacterized. Bases 307 to 2955 code for a protein of 882 amino acids. The record is from RefSeq and is a predicted model, not a curated record. The transcript has 5 exons. NCBI's taxonomy places the organism in Eukaryota, Viridiplantae, Streptophyta, Magnoliopsida, Fabales, Fabaceae.
AACUAAUAAGUUAGGCUCCAAAACUUCCUUAGCAAGAUUUGUUAUUUGCAGUUUGUUUUUGUGGACCCCACUCACAUUCCAACCCUCUCUCACAGACACUGCAAUUUUACCAUUUUCGUGUAUCUAAUUUUUCGUUUCCAUUAUUUCUCACUCUCUUCGAUCACUCUCAAGAAAGUUGUAAAAACUCUCUUUCUCUUCCCUCAUUUCAAAUUUUUCUCUGUUACAGUUUUUUUUUUCUACAAGAAAAGCAUCUUCUUCACCAUCAUCAUUGUAACCGGUUUUAUAUGGUGUGAAUUUAGUUGAAAAAUGGCUGUUAAGGGUUCUGUUAAGUUAAAGUUUUGUGGUGGUGGUGGUGGUGGUGGUGAUGAUGAUGGGAACUUAACGUUUAAGCGGCACAACUCGUCCGAGAGAAAUAAUACAUGGCAUUCAGGAGUGAGGAAUCGAGUUUUGAAUGAUGAUUCUGAUAAUGAUGAUGAUGAUGAUGAUGUGCCUUUGGCGGUAAGGUUAUCCCGGAUGCCGAAUUCGGGAACACGGAGUAGUAUCUGUGAUGUUCCUGUUAAGAUGAGGGGUAAUAGUAAUACUACAACAAUGCCGGUUAAGAGGCCGUUUGGUAAUGGCAAUGCCUUGCAGGAUUCUGUUAAGAAAGCGAAGGUGACAACAAAUGAUAAACCUUUGUCGGUGAGAAUCAAAAUUCCAGGAAAAGUUUCUGAUAAAUCGUUUUCGUUGCUGAAGAAAGAUCUUGCGUUGGUAGAAAAAUCGUUUGAGGAAUGCAAAAGUAAGAGGGAAGAAGAAGAGAAGAGAUUGGAGUCGAUAAAGAGAGAUAUUGAGGAGUGCUCCAAAGAGCUUGUGAAUUUGAAAAAGAAAAAUAGUUGCGUUGAAAGAACUAGCGAAUCUCAUAAGCAAAUGUUGGGGAAAAUUGAUGAAUGUGUAAAGGAUUUUGCAGCAAAAGAAGCACAACUCUGUUUGAUGGACGACUUGAUUGGAGAACGCAAGCGAGAGCUGAAGAAAAAAGAGAUAGAACUUCAUCGAGUCAUGGAUAACAUUGAGAAGCACCGUGAAGGGAAGGAAGAAGAACUCAAGGCUCUUUCCGAAAAAAUUGCUCAAUGUACUGUGGAACUUAAGGCCACAGAGAAAGAGCAUGAUGCAAUGAAAAAACGAAUUGACGAACAAGCAGACAUUUUAAAGUCGGAAAAUAAGAAGUUACUAAAGGUAAUGCAAUGCAGUCAGCACUAUUUAAGUGCUCAAAUGAAGGAAUUUGAAUUAACCAAAAAGCAAUUUGAAGAGCGGGUUAAGGAGUUCGAGUUAAAGGAGAAAAGAUGCGGAGAACGGGUGAUGGAGCUUGAGUCAAAGGAGAAGUUGUUUCAAGGCUGCGUAGAGAAGCUCAGGUUAAAAGAGAAAAGAUACGGAGAACGAGUGGUGGAGCUUGAAUCAAACGAGAAGCUCUUUGAAGGUCGUGUAAAGGAGCUUGAGUUUAAAGAGAAGCAACUUGAAGGCCAAGCGAAAGAGUUUGAAUUGAAGGUGGAGAGAUUUCAUAGCCAAAUAAAGGAGCUUGAAUCGGAAAAGAAGCAUUUUGAUUGCUCUGUAAAGGAGCUGGAAUCAAAAGAGAGGCAAUUUGAAGGACAAGUGAAGCGGCUAGAGUUAAAAGAGGAGCAGCUUGAAGGCCGAGUGAAAGAGUUGGAUUCAAAAGAGGAGAUGUUUAAAGGCCAAGUUAAGGACCUUGAGUUAAAAGAAAACAAACUUGAAGCCCGGGUGAAUGAGUUCAUAUCAGAAAAAGAGCAAUUUGAAGGGCGAUUGAAGAUGCUCCGGUUUAAAGAAAAGUUGCUUGAAGUACAAGUGAAAAUAUUUAAAGGCCGGGUAGACAAAAUUGAAUCAAAAGAGGAUGAAUUCAAAGCUAAAAUGCAGGAGCUCAAGCGUUUCAUAAGCAGAAUGGAGGAUUUCGAAUCAGAAGAGAAACAAUUUGAAGGACGAGGGAAAGAGCUCGUGUCAAUAGAUAAAAUUUUCAAAGUACAUGCAAAUGAAUUCAAGCAAAAAGAGAAGCAGAUUGAUGGACCUAUGAACGAUCUUGAGUUGAAGCCAAAUGAAUUUGAUGGACAACAUACGCAACCCGAGUUAAGAGAGAAACAAUGCUUUGCAGUAAUACAACCAUUUGAAGAAGAAACAGAAUUGGGCAAUCAAUUAAGUCCCACCGUUGAUGACAGAUGUUUGAUGUUGGUCCCAUGUGAGCAAACUGAUGAAUUUGAGUCAUUUGAUUACGGCUUUAAUCUGCAAAGUUUAUCUGAUCCAUCAAAAAUUGUGUUGGAAAUAAUACAGAAUCCCUUUAUUCCAAAGUGCAAAAUGGGAAACAGUGAUGUAAUUAUUGAUGAUAGAGACAUUUUCCUGCUCGAAGAACUGAUGAAAAUCUCACCAGAUGUUAAACCUCAUACAAGAGAAAAAGCAAUGAAGCUAGCACUUGAAUUGAAAGCUAACAUGGAAGAAAAUAAAGAAAAUUUUAAGGAGGUUUUGGGUUUUCUACUCCUUGUGUCAAUUUAUGGCUUGGUUCCUUUUUUCGAUGAAGAUGAAGUUUUAAAGCUUUUUGGACUUGUUUGUCAGCAAAAAAUAGCUAUAGUUCUGUUUGGGGCCUUGGGUUUCGCAGAUAAAAUAUCUGAUUUUGUUGAGAAUCUUAUCGCAAGACAACAAUAUGUAGAAGCUGUUAGGUUCAGUUGUGCGUAUAAAUCGGGCGACAAUAAUCAACUAGUUGCUCUCUUGCGAGAACAUGUGCAGAAUGCAAAACUAAUUUCUGAGAGCAGUUGCAGUGAAGCCGACUCCAUCGAAAUUAAGGAUAAAGCCAGAGAUCAAGAAAUUACUAGUCUUACAACUGUUUUACAGUGUAUUGAAGUCAACAGCCUAGAAUCCAAGGAUCUACGUGACAUGAUUCAUGGCCGUAUUCUUGAGCUAAAGAGACAUAAGGGAACAUAGUGUUCUUACUGUAACCAGUGAGCACCAUACUCUAAAUAGCGAACACCUAACUCGUUGCCUUGUAAAUGAAGUAACAGGAUUCUCUGUAUCUUGCUCUUAUGUAAAAAAAAAACUAACUGGGGCAUCUCAUCUUUGACUCCCUACUCUUUCUGUAGUAUAUUGCUUUAUUUUCUUGAAGUAAUUCUCUAUAGCUUAAAAUGUUUAUGUACAAAUUGGUUAAUUUGGAGUACAUGCCACCUUUUUGUUCACAAUGAUUAUGUAAUUAGCUUCAUACACUUGAUGUAAAAGUUCUCUCUCAUUUGUUCA